UCUGGUGCCUCUGAGACGCACCAUGAUUGAAGACAAAGAGAACAAAGACCGUUCCUCAGAAAGGAGCAGAGUGACUCUCAUUUUGUCCUUAAAGAAUGAAGUUGGAGGACUCAUAAAAGCACUGAAAAUCUUCCAGGAGAAGCACGUGAAUCUGUUACAUAUCGAGUCCCGGAAAUCAAAUCGAAGGAACUCAGAGUUGGAGAUUUUUGUUGACUGCGACAUCAGCAGAGAACAGCUGAAUGACAUCUUUCCCCUGCUGAAGUCCCACACCACUGUCCUCUCGGUGGAUUCCCCAGAUCAGCUCCCUGGGAAGGAAGAUGUUAUGGAGACUGUUCCUUGGUUCCCAAAGAAGAUUUCUGACCUGGACUUCUGUGCCAACAGAGUGCUGAUGUAUGGGUCCGAACUCGAUGCAGACCAUCCUGGCUUCAAAGACAAUGUCUACCGCAGAAGAAGAAAGUAUUUUGCAGAGUUGGCUAUGAACUACAAACAUGGGGACCCCAUUCCCAAGAUUGAAUUCACGGAAGAAGAGAUUAAGACCUGGGGAACCAUCUUCCGAGAGCUGAACAAACUCUACCCGACCCACGCCUGCAGGGAGUACCUCAGAAACCUUCCUCUGCUCUCGAAAUACUGCGGCUAUCAGGAAGACAACAUCCCACAGCUGGAAGAUGUCUCCAACUUUUUAAAAGAAUGUACAGGGUUUUCCAUCCGUCCUGUGGCUGGUUACCUCUCACCAAGAGAUUUCCUGUCAGGGUUAGCCUUUCGAGUCUUUCACUGCACUCAGUAUGUGAGACACAGCUCAGAUCCCCUCUAUACUCCAGAGCCAGAUACCUGCCAUGAACUCUUAGGUCAUGUUCCUCUCUUGGCUGAACCCAGUUUUGCUCAAUUCUCCCAAGAAAUUGGCCUGGCUUCCCUUGGAGCUUCAGAGGAAACUGUUCAAAAACUGGCAACGUGCUACUUUUUCACUGUGGAGUUUGGCCUGUGCAAACAAGAUGGACAGCUGAGAGUCUUUGGCGCUGGCUUGCUUUCUUCCAUCAGUGAGCUCAAACAUGCGCUUUCUGGACAUGCCAAAGUCAAGCCCUUUGAUCCCAAGGUUGCCUGCAAGCAGGAGUGUCUCAUCACAACUUUCCAGGAUGUCUACUUUGUGUCUGAAAGCUUUGAAGAUGCAAAGGAGAAGAUGAGAGAAUUUAGCAAAACCAUGAAGCGCCCAUUUGGAGUGAAGUACAAUCCGUAUACUCAGAGUGUUCAGGUUCUGAGAGACACCAAGAGCAUAACCAGCGCUGUGAAUGAGUUGCGGUAUGACCUCGAUGUCAUCAGUGAUGCCCUUGCUCGGGUCAGCAGGCAACCCAGUGUGUGAUUGUCUCCAGUCUGAAUCCAGAAAGUCAGUGAGCUUCAGUUCAGGGCCAGGGACAUCUCUUGCUUCUCCUGAAGACCUGCUUGAGGAGGACACCAGCUCCCAGCUUAACAAAAUUUCUCAUCUCUCUCUAAUAAAUCACUCAUUGUCUCUGAAAAUGCACACCUGGAUGCUUUAACCUCCUUCUCCUCCUCCUCUUCUCCUUCUCCUUCUUCUCCUUCUUCUCCUUCUCCUUCUCCUCCUCCUCCUCCUUCUCUUCCUCCUGCUCCUCCUUCUUCUUUUGUCUUUUGGCACCUGCUUAGGGAAAUAUAAUUAACAUAUCAUGUGAUUCACCAAAUGCCCACUUAAAAUAUUUUAUUUCAUUAAAAAAUAGUUAAAUCAUCGUCCCCUUCCCUUUCUUUCCUCCAACCCCAUCCCCCAGCAUCACAGCCUUUUUACUGAAUAUCCACUUUUGAUGGGCAAGUUGUUUGACACUGGUCAGAGUUGGUCUUACCUUGAUGCUAUUUCCACCAGUUCGUCAUCAGCAAAUGGUCACUUUGAAUGCCCUGACGAGUGUAUCUGAAGCUGUUACUUUAUCACAGCUCAGGCACAUUCACAGACUAGACUUAGGAGGCCAGCUGUCACCACUGCUAGCAUGGACAGACGUGCAGAGCGCUUGGCCCUCUAGAGUGACUAGUAAAGAGCAAGUUGGCUUCAAGUGCAGUGUCAGACGAGGAUAUAGAAGUCACAAAGACUCAGCCAGGCAUGGCAGUGCCUGCAAUUCCAGGUCUCCCUGGUGCCUUAUUUCAAGGUGUCACAGUAGAACAUAAGACUGUGAGAAGGCAGUGAGGGAAGAGGGUAGGAAACGAGGAAAGAAACAGAGAAGGGCCAGGGAGGGCAGUCUGCUCUGAGAGUGUGAUUGUGUGGGGACCGUGAGGGUGGAGGGUAGGGAUGCAGAUGCGGAGCAGGAGCAGAAGCCGUUGUCUGAACUCUUCACUACUGUAACGGAGUGCAGAGGCAACCGAUGUACAAAGAGGAAAAGUUUAUCUUUGCUCAUAGGUUUGGAUGCUUUGGUCCAUUAGAAGUUAUUCCUGUGUUCUAAGUCUGUGAUGAAGCAAGGCAUUGUGGGAGAAUGUUGCAGAGCAAAGCUAUAAACUUCAAAAAAGAUGGAAAAAGAAAGAGGGAAGACAAGAUAAGGAAGAAGGUAGAAAGAGAGGGAAAGAGAGGGAUAAGGAGAGAGAGAGAGAGAGAGAGAGAGAGAGAGAGAAAGAGAGAGAGAGAGAUCGAGAUCCUAUAGUACAGUUUAGGAGUUCAGUACUACCAGGGCAGGACAGUGGGCUCAGCAGUUAAGAGCACUGGCCACUCUUCUAGAGGGCCUGGGUUUGAUUCCCAGCACCCACAUGGUGGCACAUAACCAUCUGUAACUCCA
Myodes glareolus (Bank vole) is the source of this 2759-nucleotide messenger RNA. NCBI's taxonomy places the organism in Eukaryota, Metazoa, Chordata, Mammalia, Rodentia, Cricetidae. The record is from RefSeq and is a predicted model, not a curated record.